Molecule: messenger RNA, 2496 nt
Organism: Exophiala aquamarina CBS 119918
Lineage: Eukaryota; Fungi; Ascomycota; Eurotiomycetes; Chaetothyriales; Herpotrichiellaceae
Exons: 1
Coding region: 1-2496 (831 amino acids)
Biological process (GO): protein insertion into mitochondrial inner membrane from matrix; mitochondrial respiratory chain complex III assembly
Cellular component (GO): mitochondrial inner membrane
Molecular function (GO): ATP hydrolysis activity; ATP binding
Source: RefSeq, a predicted model, not a curated record
AUGGACCCUACAGCAUCCUUGCAUCUACCUGCAACGCUGAUCGACACGUUUAUCCCUGGAUAUUCGUUCUUUGCCCAGGUUUUGCUCAGUCUUGGUGUCGAUAUCUCCAUCAUUGUUUCGUUCGCUGUAUUCACAGUAUGUGCAUGGACUGCAGUUCGAUAUGCCUUUAGCCCAGUCUUCUCGUUCCUCCUAGAUGCGAUCAGCUCCUCGGUGACUGUGGACCAAUUCGAUCCCAUCUUCAACGACAUGCUCAAUUGGGUGAGUGAAUAUAAACAUUUUCAGGACAUUCGCGUACUUCGAGCCCACAGCCCUCGGCAAUAUCAUGAUGACCUCGACGAGGUCAACCUUGGCGACGAAUCUCAACUACGGAUACAUGAGCAGAUGUCCGAAGACAUCAUCUUCAAUUUCAACGACUGGGCCGCUCGUGCACCACCAAAGUUUCAACCACACCAAUCUUCGGGCUUUUUCUGGCACAAGCGGCGGGUAUUUCGCAUUACUCGCUCUAGAGAACGAGUAGCUAGUGAUUGGGGUCCUGCCCUCUAUGAGAGAGAAUGGAUGAAUAUAUUGGUCCUGUCGUUGACCGCGCAACCCGUCAAAGAUUUGAUUGAGGAAGCUCGAGAAUUCCACCUACGACAACGAACUUCUACCACUUCAAUCCAACGGCCAACUCCUAAAGCACAGCGCGGUCGCAGAAACGUGUGGACAAUAGUUGCUACCAGGCCCAGCAGAUCAAUGGCGACGGUCGUACUCGGGAAUGACCAGAAAGCCACAGUCCUGAAGGACAUCAAUGACUUCCUUCAUCCACGGACUGCUCGUUGGUACAGCAACAGGGGGAUCCCGUACCGACGAGGUUACUUGUUUCACGGCCCCCCGGGGACUGGAAAGACCUCGCUUUCAUUUGCUAUUGCAGGCGUGUUCGGCCUCGACAUCUAUUGUCUUGCUUUAUCAGAGGUUUCUCUCACCGAAGAAGAUCUCAUUCUACUAUUCAAUAGCCUGCCCAAACGAUGCAUUCUUCUCCUUGAAGACAUAGACAGCGCGGGGGUUGCGGGUAGACCGCAACUGGAAUCAGACCAAGAGACCAAGAAAAAUCCGCACUCAGAGGAAUUUGGCAAGGGAUCUGAUCCACAAGCAGGAAAAAGGCAGAAAAAUUUAAAGAGAGCUGAGCGCUCAAAGAUAAACGAUAUGAAUCCAGACGCCCCACCAAAGACAAAUACAAUUACACUCUCUGGAUUACUCAAUGCCAUUGAUGGCGUGGCUUCCCAAGAAGGCAGGAUUCUCAUUCUGACGACCAACCACCCAGACAGACUCAAUGAAGCGUUGAUCCGACCUGGUCGUGUGGACUUGCAGAUUAAGUUCGAUCUGGCCAACAUGCAGCAGAUCAAGGACUUAUUCCUCCGCAUGUACUACAAAGACCCAGUCGAUAUCGCUCGGCAGCCGACCAGAAUCAGUCAGAUCCUCCCAGAUCAAACUGAAAGCAUCAAGCAGACUCGCGAUGCACCAGUGUCAAUAUCAACUGCCUCUCUCACCACUACAAGUUCCGAUUCUUUGGCACCCUCUUCUACAUCCUGGUCCGAGAUCAAACCUCAAGCCAAAGCCUCCGAAAGAGAACCACAGGCAUCAGAUGAUCUGCCAUCGCAGCGCAAAGAACUCGAGAAUAUGGCACUCCUCGCGGAUGCGUUCACGGAAGCUCUACCAGAGUUGACAUUCUCACCAGCUGAGAUACAGGGCUUCCUUCUCAUGCGAAAGAAUCGCCCCCAACAAGCGGUACUUGAGGUCACUGCAUGGCGCGAUGCGGAACUGGCGAAGAAGAGAAGAGGGCAAGGAGUGAGUACUUCACUGCAGGAGACGGCUGGUACCUCAGAGCCUAUCACCGAGCAAGUUGACGGUGCCAAUGCAGAGAGCCCGAUGAUCUCGAGCACCCGUCUGAGUAAAGGCCGUGCAACGUCCGAAGCCACAGAGCCGAAUGUAAACGAGCAAAUCAACCCGUCAAGCGACAGUCAACAGCAGAAUCAAAGUACGGGGGCCUUCAAAUUAAGUAGCGCGACUCCAAGCAUACGCUUGCCCGCAGAAGAGGACCAUCACACGCCCAACAACAAGUCGAGCGCUCCACAUCAGCAAAUUGAGUCGUUUUCUCCGCAUGCGGCCGCAGCAGCAGCAGCAGCAGGCCACAGCAAGCGGAAGCAAAGCGACGCAUCAAACCAGCGGAGUGCGGAUGACCUUGGCUCCCAAGGACACAGCCACGAUGCAGAGACACCCGCCAAGCCAUCCCCCAAUGCAUCGGCAGGUAACGCACUGAAGAUGAGGGGCGACGGCGGCAGUGCCAGUGGCAAUGGCAGUGGCAGCGGGAACCGUAGUAGCAGCUCCAGCAGCAGCGAUAGCGGCGAUAGCGAUGGUGAUGGUGACGAGAACGACUCCCCGAUUGACAGGCUGAUGGAUUCUGAAUCGGACGAUGCCAGUCGAUUCAGUCCACUGGCUCACAUAAGACUUCGUUGGUGA